Molecule: messenger RNA, 889 nt
Organism: Suhomyces tanzawaensis NRRL Y-17324
Lineage: Eukaryota; Fungi; Ascomycota; Pichiomycetes; Serinales; Debaryomycetaceae
Exons: 1
Coding region: 93-536 (147 amino acids)
Source: RefSeq, a predicted model, not a curated record
GGCCAACCAUUUGAGAUUGGGUAUACUGGAUUGUCUCUGACUCACCAGUAUGUCCGUUUUGUACGGUUUCAGUUACGACCUCUAUUUUAGACAUGUUAGUAUACGACGAAAAAUGGCAGCGUGGUAGAAAAAGAAGGAAUGUAAAUAAGGAGAUGAAUUUGGAACGUCAAAUGCAAUUGGAAAUGGUCAAACUGAUGGAAUUAUGGGUUGAAGCCAGGAUUAUCGAUCAUAGGAGUGUGACGAUAUCCCACGGUGAAGUGAACAAGAAAGUGGUUGCGGAGAGACGGCGAUUUUUGUUUAUGGGGGACGGGGAAAGCGGGCACCAAGCUGCAUUUCUUGCUGGGAGUCUAACCUGUAAAAAACCAUCGAGGUCGACAACUUGCGUGACCAGAAUGUCGCGCAAAUGGCGGCGUGGUGCCCUCGGAACUAUCGGUGUCACGCUCAUCCGGGGCAAAAUCCACCAACUCCGCAAUUGUGCCACAAACCUGACGCGCAAUUAUGUGCCCCAUUCCCCGCGUUUUGAAGGGGUUUAUUGAUCUCGACAAUAAUCACUUGCUCACCCACCAGUCUGGUUUGAGCCCCUACUGCUUCAACCUGCAGAUCCCCUGAAACUCAAAAGGCACCAAACCCAUAUGCUUGACUAGGUUGAAUCCAACCCAAUUCCUAUUCGCGUCGUCACCACCACUUUCCAUCAAUCUUCCUGUGCUGACUUUAGCAUUUGAUGUCUCGCGGAGUGCAUAAACCUUAUUACUUCCCCACUUCGUUCUAAAAAAAGUCGCAAAAAAAUCCAUAUACAUACCUAUUGCCCGAUGCUUCUUUGAUUCACCACCAAAGGUGAGUCUCAUAAACUUGUGCUUGAUUCCGUCGUUUUUCUUACGGGAGCUUGUCA